Molecule: messenger RNA, 487 nt
Organism: Gastrolobium bilobum
Lineage: Eukaryota; Viridiplantae; Streptophyta; Magnoliopsida; Fabales; Fabaceae
Product: protein CHLOROPLAST VESICULATION
Exons: 2
Coding region: 51-476 (141 amino acids)
Source: RefSeq, a predicted model, not a curated record
CACAAAACACAUAAAGAGAGGGAUCGAGUGAGCUAGGAAGAUUCUUCACCAUGAGAACCAAUUGCUGCCUCAGUCUCCCCCCUCCAACUUCAAACGCUUCUCUCGUCCCCGUUAAGCCACCUCAUGUUUCAUUGGUGAAAAACGAAGGAUGUUGGAGAAGGCAAUGCUUUUUUAUGGGAGUGACAUCGUACUGCACCAUAAUUGUGUGCAAUUCGGUGAUAGCCGUUCAUGAAGCUGUUGCUCAGGAGGAAUCGAAUUAUUCAUCAGUUUCGGUUGGUGGUGGUGCCAAAUGGAGCGAGAAAAGGGCGUGCCCACCUUGGCGUGGCCACUCGCUUGAAACCAUCGUGCCGGAGAACCUUCCAAGGCCAGCUGCACGACGGAGAUAUGAGACCGUUCGUUCCAACUCCAAGACUGCGCCGCCCCUCACACCAUCCAUCAAACUUACGACAAACAAGGGCAGUUGCUUCUCCAUGUGAACAACCAAAUA